Molecule: messenger RNA, 15176 nt
Organism: Bombus terrestris (buff-tailed bumblebee)
Lineage: Eukaryota; Metazoa; Arthropoda; Insecta; Hymenoptera; Apidae
Product: FERM, ARHGEF and pleckstrin domain-containing protein 1
Exons: 12
Coding region: 244-10527 (3427 amino acids)
Cellular component (GO): cytoskeleton
Molecular function (GO): guanyl-nucleotide exchange factor activity; cytoskeletal protein binding
Source: RefSeq, a predicted model, not a curated record
CACUCUCAUUUCCUCUCUGUUAAUAUUAGGAGUAUCGCGAAGACGAUUCUACAUACAACGGGAGUGCCGGUGCAUGAGUGUUUAGUGAUCAAUGAACUCAGCGUUGCUGUAUAUUGGGGCGUGCUGCCACGGGUCUUAUUAAGCCGGCAGACAUGACAAUGUAAUAGUGAAUUAUAAAUCAAAUUUUCCAUAAGGAAAUAAAUUAUAGAUGGUCAUUCUACAGUUUACAGUAGAUGACUAAAAAUGAAUGAUAUAGAAAGCAUAAGCAUGAAAGGCAGUGGAGGAUCUAAGAUGCCUCAUAGUCAUUCGACUCCAGCAGGUGUGGAUGGAGGUAGUAGAACCCCUCCUACAACACCUAGAAAAGCUGGUAAAAUGCUUGCUGUUCGUGUGCAGAUGUUGGAUGAUACGAUUACAAUGUUUCAAGUUCAGGCAAAAGCUUUAGGCAGAGUGUUAUUUGAUCAAGUUUGCAAACAGCUACAUCUUUUGGAAGCUGAUUAUUUUGGUUUGGAGUACCAGGAACCUAAUGGAACGAAAUAUUGGUUAGAUUUAGAGAAGCCAGUUUGUAGACAAGUUGGACUAUCACUAAUAGAUCCCAUAUUAAGAUUUUGCGUUAAAUUUUAUACACCUGAUCCAGCACAAUUAGAAGAAGAGUUUACAAGAUAUCUAUUUUGUCUUCAAAUUAAACGGGAUUUAGCCCAAGGUCUAUUACAAUGCAAUGAUAAUACGGCAGCUUUGAUGGCGAGUUAUAUUGUGCAGGCCGAGUGUGGAGAUUAUGUGAUAGAGGAUUAUCCAGAUCAUACGUAUUUGUCAACUUAUAAAUUUGUGCCUCAUCAAGAUCAAGAACUAGAGCGUCGCAUUAUGGAAAAUCAUAAAAAACACGCAGGCCAAUCACCGGCAGAAGCAGAUCUCAAUCUGCUGGAAACAGCACGUCGCUGUGAAUUGUACGGGAUGAAAAUGCAUCCAGCUAAAGAUCACGAGGGUGUACCGUUGAAUCUGGCUGUGGCACACAUGGGGAUAGUAGUCUUUCAAAAUUUUACCAAAAUAAAUACGUUCAGUUGGGCUAAAAUCAGGAAAAUCAGCUUUAAAAGGAAACGAUUUUUAAUUAAACUUCAUCCAGAGGGUUACGGUUAUUACAAGGAUACCGUGGAAUUCUUUUUCGAAGGACGCAACGAAUGUAAAAAUUUUUGGAAAAAAUGCGUAGAGAAUCAUGGAUUUUUCCGUUGUUCGGUGGUCAAACGAGUGGUACGACAAAAAACACGAGUUCUCAGUCGUGGCUCGUCAUUUAGGUACAGCGGAAAAACUCAGAAGCAAAUCGUAGAAUUUGUUCGGGACAAUUACGUGAAGAGGCAAACGUUUCAAAGGUCCAAUUCGUUCCGGCAGACUAGCGGUGGUAGGGCAUUGCAGGGCUUGGAGGGGGGAGGCUAUCGUGGGGCCACUCCAAGCAGCUCCCUUAUGGGCAGCUCCAGCAUCUCUGCCCACCCCCUCCUGCCCCUCGGCGAUCCUGCCCUGGAAACCCCAGCUCUGUCUCUAUCAUGCGGCUCGAUGACACUGGAUUCUCCGACGACUGUGACGAGUGUCUCGAUGGGAGGGACGAUUCACCGUCGCGAAGACACAGCUACGUCGUUUCGGACACUUACCUCCAUCGACGUCCAUUCCCCGGCCACCCCCAGCCAGGUCCCAGUACCGCGGCAGAUGCUUGCUGCCAGCCAGCAACGGAUUUCAUCAGCAGGUCGUAUCAGCCCCUCUAACAGCAGUCCUCCUGAAUUUCCCCCACCGCGACCUAUGCCUAGACAUCCCUGGCAGCGAUCGGCCAGUUGCCGCGAGUUGUACGCUUCUAGCUUCGAGGAUUCAGGGAAAGCGCGAUCGAAGGACGACAAACCUUCCGAUGAUCCUAUAUUGGAACCUUUCCGUUUGCCCUCCCAGGGAGAGCUAGACAAUCCCGUGACGCGCUACGAUGAAAGUAAUCGAUCGUACAGCGCGGCUAGCUCGAAGUUACCCUCUCUCGAUCACGACUCGGUACCCGAGCGUGUCUAUAGUAGCUCCUACCCGGGAACUUCGUCGCUCUCCACUGAAUCUGGCCACGAGGAAUCUGGUCCUGCGGGAGAUCUCUCUCACGACGAUCUUUCGCACGAUUCCUACGAACUUUUGGAACGCGAGCACGAAUUUGAAUAUCCGGAAUCGUAUUCGAGUCCGCGGGACGACGACGACGAGAACGAGCCAAUGUCCGAUAGGAGCGACGAAGGAAUCGAGCACGAGAUGUUCCAAAUGGAUUCCGAGACCGAUUCCUUCGUGAAACAUCGAUCGAUCAAAUCCACGGAUAGACAACAAUUCAAAUCUGUGCUCGCGGACCUCAAGAACGCUAGAACAAAGUCUAUCGAUCGGUAUUCAGCCGUGACCGCGAAAUCAGACAGUGACUAUAUCACCGUUGAGUCUCGAAUACAACGAUCUAGCACUCAAAUCGAACGAAAAUUCGAGACACGACACGCUAAUUCGAUAGAGCAACAACAGCAACAACAACAAUCUAAACAUUCUCUUCCGCAUCAGGACUCUGGGAGAAAAGAUCCUGUCGUGUUGCAAGUGCAAAAACAAAAAAUGUCUGUGUUGAACGAGUUGAAAAACUUGAAGCCAAAGUAUAAGAUCACUCACGUAGAUUCGGAGAUUUUACGGGAUGAGGGUAUUAUGCGUCCAAAAUCUCGGAUAGAUGAUGAUUUGAGUCCAGUAGAUUCGACCAAUAGAACGAUCAUAGAUCAAAGAGCUAGGACAGUCAGAGCACGCAGUAUCGCCAGUUUGGAAGACCAUAUAUCACGCGUAUACGUAGAAACGGGUAGUUUAGGUCGGGGUUACAAAGGUGCUGGUGCAGGUAGUGUUAGUAGCGGUGGUGGUGGUGGUGAUAGUGGUGGUAGGGAUCGAAAAUCGAAUCGCGAAAGCGAGGCGAAGCUCGAGAAAACGCUGGCAAAGUUGCAAGACAAAGAGAAGAGAAGCGUGGACCGAGAAGAUAGAAAACGCGUCGAAAGGGAUUAUUUCAGGGAGUAUUCGAGUAAGAAGACAGAAAGAAGCGAGUUGAGAGAACGUCGAUCGGUCGAGCGAUUGGAUUCGCGAGAUCGAAAAUCGGACAUGCACGGUCGUCGUAGCGUCGAUCGAAUAGACGCAAGAGAAUUACGAAGAAGCAUCGAGAGAUUGGAUGUUCGAGAGAGAAGUUACGAACGGCUGGAUUCGAAGGAGAAGUCCUUCCGUCACGGUGAUCCUUACGCGUUACGCGGGAAGAGCGUCGAGCGAUUAGAUUGUCAGGAACUUCGAGGUAGCACGGAGUAUCUAAACAGAAGUCCGAAAGAAAAGACGGGUCAUCGGUAUUCCGAAUCGAGGGAACGUCGAGAGAGAAGCGUGGAACGGUUAGAUUCAAAGGAGAAGAGGAGAAGUCCGGGAAGUCGAAGUAAUACGGUCGAUUACAACCAGAGGCAUACGUUGGAACGUUUCGAUUCUGGAAAUAAAAGCCCGCUCGAACGACUCAGCGCUGGCAGGGAACAUCGUGGAAAAAGCGUCGAGAGAUUGGACUCGCAGGAGAAGCCGACAUUUGAUUUCGAUCCCGUUACGAUCGAAAGAUUGAAGUCUUUGGAGAGGUGCAACAACGUUUCGAAGGACAAAGGAUACGAUAGAAAAGCGGAGCGAAAGAGCUUCGAAAAGUUGGAUUCGCGCGAACGAAGACACCCAGAUCGACUAGAUUCGCGAGGAGGAAGAAGUUUCGAGUGCAUCGAACAGAUCUACGAUUGGAGGAGAAACAGCAUAGAGAGGAUCGAGUACAAAGAACCGAGGAAAGGUAAGGGACGAACAGAAAGGGGAAAGUCCGAGGAGAAACCGCGCGAAAGGGACGACUGGAGAAGCUUGGAGAAAGCGCGAAAGGACGAGGAGAAGCGCGAACGAGAACGACAAGCGAGGCUCUCGAUAGAGUCGAGGACGGACACGGUGAUCGGUGUGCCGAUGGAAAUGGAAAAUUUUAAAUCGAAGACCAUGUUUACGGAGUACGAACCGAAGAUCGUGGGAGGUGUGGUGCUGGGUUUCGACGACACGAUACCGGGUCAUACACCGGUCGAACGUACCAAGAGCGAUCCGAAUCCGGCACGGCAGAGGUUAGGCUCGAACAGUAAACGGCACAUACUGAUGCAUCAGAAAUCCAUCGACUUAACGCCAGCUGAUUCGGGAGACGAAGAUCCGUUCUCGGAUAGUGCGGCUAUGCAAAAGGCGAACAUCGAAAUACCUUACAUGUUGCACAAACGACACGUCAUGAAUGGUACCGCAUCUGACGAGAAGUCCGAGUCGGAUAGCGGCAAAACCAUUUCGAAAAAGGCCGGUGCCGUUCGAGAUCUUCCCAAGUUGCCUUUGAAAAUGAUCACGGACAUUUCUUGUUUCGAUCUGUCUAAGCUGUCUUCGAUAGACAAGCCUAGUAGCAAGCUCUCGCCUGACAAGCCAAAGAGCGCUUCGAUCACGCCUAUACGACCCAAAUCGAUACUCUCGAGCCCGUCCGAUAAACCAAAAAGUAUCUUGAGUCCUACGUCGAAGUUAUCACCGACCGACGCGAAAAAUGUAGUUUGCAGUUUCUCUCCAACGAAUAGAAGUCCAUCCAAGGCAGGUUCGAAGGCUCCGUCACCCGAUAAACAGCCUUUCAGAUCCGCAUCGUUCGAUAAAAACCGAACGGAAAUCGUGAUCGAGGAUCGAACGGGUAUUAAAUCGUCCAGUCUCGACAAGAAAACAUCGAAAUUAUCACCGAUCGAACCGAAUGUCACCAUACUAUCGUCGAUCGAGAAACGCUCGCCCAAGAUGUCUCCCACAGAUCCAAAUGUAACAAUAGUUUCUGUGAUACAAAAGAGGAGGACAUCACCCUCGGAGUCAUCAAAGAGCUUCGCAAGCGCGCAACGGUCGCUCGAUUCGAAGGUAAAGCCUUUGAAUUUUGCUGACGUGGUUGGAAUGGAAAUGAAGAUGAAACUCGAGCGUAAGGCCAAGUCUGAAAUGGAAAAAGACAGUCUGAAAACGCCAGAUGAUAGCUUGGAGAAGCAAGAUAGUAUAGAAAAAAUACCAUUGCCGGAAAUUCCUAAACCGGUUGCGACCGGGAUAGAAGACGAAAGAUUCGGCUCCGAAAAGGUAGAAAAAGUUUCGCCCAUAGACGACUCCUCUCUAAAAACGUUCGACGGCGAAAUCGUUGACGUAGAUGGCAAGCAAAUUAAAGAUGAGAAACACACUGAACAGUUGGAACCGCAGUCGCAGGAAAAGAAGUUGGAGCAAGUAAUAGAUGUGCAAUUAGAACAGAAAGACAAGGAGAAGGUGAAGAGGGAAGAGAAGGAAUCUUUACCUUCGGCUACUACUGUUGAUGUAAUCUCGGAGAAACCGAAAGUUCCGGAAAAACCAAAGACAUUGGAGAAACCGAGCAUACCAGAAAAAACGAAACGCAUCUUGGAGAAGAUAGAGUCAAAGUUUUCCGAAGCUAGAAUCGCUAAACCGAAGAUCAUCGAUACCGGAUUCGACGAUUUCGUGGAACCAGUCGCAGAUCUGCCUUUGGACGAAGUGCCUGUGAAGCCCGCGUUAGAACUGGACAGCCUUAAAGUUCCUGAAUUCGUUCCUUUCAUGUCGAGGCCACACGGCGAACCUCUGCGUUCGAAAUCGUUAUCGUUGGCCGAGGAGAAAGCACCGAUCGAUACUUUGCUCUCGCCGGAAGUCGAGAACAAACACUUUGUUCCGGACGUGUCGCCGAAAAGGGCGAAGAGAGCGAAACCAGAACCAAAGAAGGAUUUCAAGAAACAAUCCAAGUCGCUCGAGGGAGACAAGCCUCCUUUGAAGAAAGCGACCUCGAAGGAGUCCCGCGUAACCACGCCCAGCUCGAAGAUCGACAAGUCCAAAUUGAAGUUGGGAGAGAUGCCUCAGGAAAUUAUCAUAAUCGACUCGACCGACGUGGCACCGGAGGUGAGUAUCGUUCAGAAAGGUAGAUCCAAGUCUAUCACUCGGUUGCCCGAGAAGGCAUAUUCCGCGUCAAAGGAGGAGAAGGAGGAGAGCAAAGGUGGUACUCGAGCGAAAUCCGCCUCGGUCGACGACGAUCUGAUCAAAGUUACCGCGGCAUCUGGCGUGAAAUCCGAAAAAACGAGACCAAAGUCGUUAGGUAUUUCAAAGAGUCUGAGUAGCAGCGCCGAAAGAAAGGAUUCCGCGGAGAAGAUAUCGCCAAAGAGAACGAUCGUUGAACGAUCGAAAAGUGGCACCAGGUCCGAAACUAAAUCGACGGAAUUGAAAUCGCCUACAUCGAUGAAAGAAAUAGUGGUGUCGAAGUUGCAGCAGGAAUCUAGGGCGUUGCGUGCGAAGAUCGAUUUGAAAGCGGAAACCGAUAUCGAGGAGCCGAGGGCCGAUACCGAUUUUGACGCACGAGAGCGCGAGACUAUGGACGCGUCCAGACCUGUAGAAGAUCGCGCCGCGGAGAAAAAGAGCUCGUAUCCACAGGAUUUGACGCAGUCGCCGGUAAUAUUGCGAAAGCUGGGACAAACGCCAGUUCUAUUUGCCCGUGCGCGUCUCGGUCUAUCGGAGGGAAGCGGAAUCGGUGCAUUGCAAAGACAGGGCGCGACGCAGUCUCCGACCUCUCAAAGGCGAGCCAAGUCGUUGGACGCUCCGGUGAUAGCGGUGCACAAACUUCCACCGGCGACCGCGUUUUCCAGCAAGGACGACACCGUUGACGUGUCGGAGAAUCCGGACGAAGAAAAGGCCGACGAGGACGUGCCGACAGAGGCGGUUGUUCCAUAUGGCAGCAGUGCCGUCUUCACCACUGGUCCGCCAAUGAAACCACAAUCCAUUCAGAUCGAGGCAUCGCCCAACCACAGGUCCGACAGUACCGAUCACACCACCAUACCAGAGAUCUUUACCGAUUCCCUGUCUGUUACUGAAACUUCUGCGCAAUAUCUUGAAUCGCCGUUGACGGAAAGCAACGAGAUCAUACCAAGCGCGGAUUUGAUUCCGUACGAGAGAGACGUGCUGCGAUUAGACGCGAACGGUAAAGAUCAAAAGACGAUGUUGGAAUCUGUCAAGGUGGAUGAGAAAACGAAAUUCAUCGAUCAGAGUUCCGUGGAGUCCGGCACCGAACAGGAAGUGGUCGCGUUCGAUAAAGCUGUUAGAGCGGAAAAAAUCGAUCUACUCAGCGUCUCAAAAACCAUCGAGGGUUCUAUUCCGCGACCAUCCGACCAAAUAGCGACCGAGGCUGUGCCGCUGACGAAGGAGAAACUGUACGAACGUUCGAUGGUCGUCGACGAAUCGACUGGGAAAAUUGCCGAGGCCGAGAUUUCCACGACAGUGUCUAUCGAAACCGAGGACAAAGAAAGGCGGCAGGAAAUCAAGCUCGCCAAGGAUUCGAAGAAAGCGACGGAGAGGGACGAUCUUCCCGACGUAACGGUGACUACCGUAACCGUUACGCGAGAAGACGCUGGACCGACCGCCUUUCUCAGAUCGACGACAACGAUCGACUUCGACGACGGACAAGACAUGGUAAAGUCGCCGAUUCAGAUCUCUAUCGAGGAGUGUUCCGACGAUGACAUCGGUGUUGAUGCCGAGGAAGAUGAUGCAGAGGAGGACGAGGAGGUGAUAGUCCAUAGCGAAGACGAGCGGGAAGCGCAAGAACAGGAAGGCGAUGAGAAUCGGCCGUUGGAUUCCGCGGAUACGAGCGAAGAUACGCUCGACGCUUUAGAUACCCAGGUUCACAUGAGAGGUAUCGACAGCGAAUUGAGCUCACCGGAUUACGGAGUCGACAAAAUGGACGAGAAGACCCUAGUGGAAGUAGAGUUGACGCCUGAAUAUUUAGAAAUGAGAAGAGAGGACGAGGACGGUGAACUAGCGGAGGAACUGCCAAAAGACGAGGAGUCCGUCGAAGAAAUGAUGAAAGAGUCACCCGAGGAUGUUCCUAGCGCGAAUCGUUUGACGAUCGACAAGAAGCUUAGGUUGAGUAGCGAACGUUCGAGAAGCGAGGAAACCAGUACGUGGACGCCGGAUCGCGAAGACCCGGAAUCCAGCUCUUGCUCUAUAGCUCGACCGCUGGGUAUUGGGCAGAUUCAGCCGAUAGUGGAUCGUCGGGAAAUCAUCGCAAUGAUGAAAGACACGCGUGGGCCUGGUUCCUUGGAGGAGGAGAACAGCAGCGGCUCCCAAUCGGGACUUAGACACGAUUUGAAUGCGACUUGGAAGUCCUUUCCCCUGGAAAGCUCUGGAAGUUCGAGCAACGACGAAGGUUGGCCGGGUCAAGACGAGAACAAUGCCGUUCAGUCUCAGUCCGAAGAUAGCAACGGACAGAAUGAGGACAGUUUUCAAGAGGAUCUUGUCGAUCUUCGUGGCAGUUUCAUUUAUCCGAUAGGUCCGGAUAUUCUAACCAGUUGUGGCACGUUUGCGCUCACACGUACGUUAUCUAGGAUUUCCGAGAGAUCCACUACAUCGGAACAGGAUAAAAGCGAUUUGGAGGACUCGUUCAAGCCUAGUUCAAGGUCACCCAGUUUGGACGACGAGUCACUAAUAUCGAGCGACCGUCAACUUUCUCUAUCCUCUGAUCCACCAUCCGGUACGCCGCUUCCCUCGAUUUCCGAUGAUCGGCGCACAUCGUCCGAAUUGCCUGAUAUUCCUAUAGACAUGGUAAGCGAGCAAGAGGAGGAGGCGAAAUCGCCGAAAUCGGCUGGGAAACCGAAGCUGCAGGAACAAAGCUCGGAGGAUUGGCCAUCUCCGCCUAGUUCGCCCGUGUUCGAUCCUCCUGUAGUCAGCCACGUCGAAACCUUUUAUAUGGAGAUCAAGCCUGAGGAGGCGGUCAAGGUAACGGUAACCGACAGCACCGAAACACCCGGUCAAGUGGAACAUGACAGCGAUUCUAGCGAUGAGAAUCGAACACUGCACGACGAUUUGCAUUCCACGUUCUUCGAGGACGGCCACAGCUCGACCUCUGCAACCACCGUUGACGGUACUGUAAAGAUAGCCGUUAAACCAAAGUCGAACUCUCACGUGACUGGUUCUUCGCACAGCGAAGACACCUCGAUGGGUUUGUCGAUGUCGGAGUGGUCGAGUUCGAACAAUACCGUGCGCCAAUUUUGCCAAUAUUCUGGUACCAAAUCUGACGACAACUCUCUGGCGGAACUCGGAGCCUCGAUCUCGGACUGGUCGGGUAGCACGACCGUCAUUCCUCAGCAGCACUACUCCUCAUUGACGCCGGUCGAGAAAAGUCAAAGCGACACAACUACAUCCGAUAAAAGCGUGACUAGCAUGAGACCGAAUUCCAAGUGCAGAACGGCCGAUGGUCCUCCGCUCAUUGGUCCAUCCUCGCCACCGUUGCCGCCACCGCCGACUACGCCUCCAUUAACACCGCCUCAUUCCGUAUCCGUAUCUGUUUCCGUUUCCGUAUCUGGAAACAUGGAUCGCCGUUCGCCGUUCGACGAGCAUCUGGCGAUGGGCCUUCCGUUGGACGGCGAACGAUCAUCAUCGAUCGGUCGAACGAUCAGGAACGAGCAGUCGAACGAAGGGAAAAGAUUCAUCGAUGAUCAAUUCGACGAGCAUCGACUGUUGUCGCGUCACUGCGACGACGAACGGCAAGGUUCCAUACGAUCGACGUAUAUCUCACCACCUCGAAUAACUCUUCAGAACGAGUUCGACGAGACUAUCGACGACGAGUUUCGACUAAUGUCGGACGAUGGUGAUGCGCCGCUUCCGAUCCUCGAAGAGGAGGAAGAGCUCGACGAUCAGGAGGUUGCGUCAGGGAGGCAACAGAUAGGAGACGAUCGUUUGUAUGACAACGUUCCCGCUAUGAAAUAUUCAGGCGGCGAUCAAAUCCGAAUGGAAGUUGGUCGAGGGGACAACGCCGAGGAUAUGCACGAAAAAUACGCAGAUUUGGCGCUCGGUUCUAGACCGGCGGACGACGAUUGGUCGUUCGAAGAGGAAAGAGAGGAGACGGUCAUUCAGAAGGAGAAGGUCCGCAGCAGGUCAACUCCCAAAUUCGAACGAGGUUUCUCCGAACCCAUGGAAACUGGCAGGUAUCAUGAAACUAGAUCGACCGAGCGACCCGUACUCGUUCCCAUCAGAGCGAAGUCGACUCCGUAUUAUUCGACAACGAGUCUGAGUGGUGAGUCGACCACCUCUAGUCCUCCGAUGCAGAUCAGGACGCAGAUUCGGACGAAAACCAUGCCUUACUCGUCCAGCAAAAGUCCCCAGAGCGAGGGUGAUACGUCUUCGAGCAUGGAUAGUCCCGUUCACACGCCUGUUCACGGCCAGAUAGCUGUUCGUCGAAGACGACGGGAAAACUUAAAGAGGCGUCACCGAGUGGUGGUGGAUUUCGAGGUAAAGGAUGGUCAGAUUAUUUCGAGUACCGACUCAAGCUUCGACGUGGCCACUAUUCCGCCACCCUUAUUGGCCGAACGUUCGAGGUCCGACGUUGACGAUGACGAGGAUGACGAUGACGACAAUGACGACGAUAACGAUGGUGACGAUGACGACGAGUACUCGGAGGCCAAGGAGAUGCAGGAGAAUCGACGACAACAACGUUGACGCGACUAGCGCUUCGAAUCUUUUAACUCCUUUGUUGCAACGUCUUUUGACAUUUUUAACGAGAAUUGGAUGAUUUGUCCAGGAUGAAAACACGACAAAAGGCAACAAGGAGUAAACGAGAUCGAUGUCGAUCCAAUCGACAUCGACUAGAGUGGAGAUCAAAAGAUAUCGUGAAAAACAAUCUAGUUUAAUCUAUCGCGCAUAAGGAUAAUUAGUACGUUUGUUACACGUUUUAGAAAUUCAAUUUAAUUUGAUACGAUAUCGUCGUUAUCGCGUGGGAGCUUUUUGACCCGUAAACAAACCUUUAACUCCAUCGUACUUAACUUAUUCUAUCGUAUAUUUAUACGUAUACGGAACGAGCCAACGCGAAAAUACGAUUGGAACGAAGCUACACCUACUAACGAUAAUUAGUCUAGAAAAUACGAUAUAUAAUAAGAAACAGUAGCGAUCAAAGGUGAUACGUAUGAGAUACGUUUCGAGAUUAAUUAGGGUCGUUGCUACGCGGUUACCGCGAACGUAUGUACUAUGAAGAUAUGACGGAUCUCCGACGGCAGAGAAAGCAUUCUCGAGAGAAAUGAGAGUUAAAACGCAAUCGUAAAAAAACGGAAAAAUAGACAACGAUGCUAUUCCAAUUUACGAAAACGACAAUCAUUGUUGAAGGUGAGAUAGCAUCGUUAAGAAAAUGGUAGGAAGGGUGAAGUGGAAAAGGGAAAGGCGGAGGAAUUGUCUCUUUUAGUUCGAGAAUUGAAUCCUCGAUAAGCGGUCGUAUUAUUUGAUCGUAGUUUAAUUUAUGUCUCGUUUAACGACGAAGGACAAGUUGCUCAACAUAGGUACUUAUACAAAAUGUUUAUCGCGUACUUUCGUUGAUACACACGUACGUGCGUGUAUUGUAUGGAAUUGCGAUUCACGGUGCGAGUGGCUAAAUCGGAACGCGUGAAAUAUCGCGAUAGGUUUAACGAACCGUCGAAACGUUUGUCGUCGAAAGAUCGAAUGAUCUGCAAUCUUUCUUCCCUCAGUUUUGUCUCACGGUGCUACAACUCUCUACGGCUUGGUGUAUGAUCGACGACCGAUCCACCAGUUAUAUUGCUAGACUCCGGGAUCGUGAAUAAAUUUACGCGGGACGCGUCUUCCGUUUAAUUUUCUCGAUAACGACGAUCACGGUUCAGCACGUGAUUUUUCAAGGUAUCGAUAAUGGUAAAUGGUAAUGGUAACGGCCAAGGUCAUCCGAUGGUUACGGCAUGUUAGGUCGUUGAAUUUCCCUUGAUGUCAAUUAUAAAGCUGCGCCGAUGAAAGUAUGACGUUGGAUUUAAAAAUAUGGAUGACCUUGAUAUCCGAAGAAUCGCGUGGCCUCGGCGUUGUUUACCGUCGUGGGGUUUUAUGGAAGAUGUUUUUUCUGCAUCUUUAAAGGGAGAACGAUCGACCGCGUCGCGUCACGUCGAAUUGCUUGGAACAUGUCGUACGUGAAGGAUCAAACCGAACUAUUCAACUCGGAGAGACAAAGAAAUUUGAAUUGGUUGAAGGAAAAAAUUCCAUUGGCUUCAAUUUACGUUCUUCCGACUAAUACCAAGCUUUCUAUCGUAUGCUCUAUUCAGACGCUAAUUUUUGCACGAUCAAGAAUAACGGAAAAAUGUAUCGAUAUGAAUUUGUAUGGAAUUUCGUAAGACAACGAUCUGCAAAAUAAUGCAGCAUGAUGUUCUCAAUGGUUUUUGAGUCUGUUGGUAAUAAGAUAACACGGUUAGGAAGCUCGAUACUGUUCAUACGAGGGACGCAUAGUUGGUUAGGUCGAGGCUAAAUUUGUAAAACGAUCGAUAUUAAUAUAAUGGACUACGAGAAAAAGCCGGGAGUAAAUAACUAUCCCGUUGCAGGUCGGGUUAACGCGGUACUAACGCGUAAUUUUACGUCGAGCGUAAGGGCGUCAAUGUAAAAAUAUCUUAGCACGUCGCGUCCCAUGUUUGUUAUGGAAAUAUCGUACCGAAGGUUCUAUACUCGAGAAACAACAUCCAAACCGAAUUUUUUCGUUUCUUUCGUUCGAUGCGUUCAGUGCGUUUGCUUUCUUUCAAUAUUGAAGGUGUUUCUAAAGGAAACACCUUGUUUUGGUUUCUAAAGGAGUUUAGAGACGUUUAAAAGCAAUAAUUUAACCUAUUCGUAAGAGGUUGAACGUUAGGAAGCGAACAUUAGAUAGGGAUUUAUCGCACUGAAAAUACGGAUCGGAGAGUUUUUCUUCCUUGUUGUGCAUAGACGUACAUAGACGUGUGUCGUUUCAACGAUACGAUUCCGUUAACCCUCUGACUGCCACGCGUAACAUUCCAAUCUUUACAUAUAGUCUGAUUCGUCCCUCCGAUUUUCUACGCUUAACGUUUUUGUUUUUCGUUACCGUAGAUAGUUAUAGAUCGCACAGGUAUAUUUGAGAAUCGUUUAAUUAUUCAUAUCGAAACGGCAAUGUUCGAAGCAAAAAAAGCACUUCAUAUCUUUUCUGUUUCGCGCACAACGACUCGAUUGAUCCGAUCGACGAUAGAUGAUCGACAAGACAAGAGGAGACAUCCGUUUAACAGAGUGUGCAGAUAUUAGAGAAAGGGCGUGGCGGUCGGAGCGGAGAAGCUGAGCUUAGAUAGCCUUGUCUCAGACCGGCUUGAACGGUCUGAACCGUUCUGUGAUUUGUCGCGAAUUAAAAACGCGAAAGAAGGGAGAAUGUAUAUAUAGUCGAUGGUGCGUCUCGAAAUCAAUUCACGCCUUGUUUCUUCCAGACGGGUAGGGGUAGCUCGUUUGACACGAGACAGGAAACCAACGCGAUCUCUAAAAUAGUCUAUCUUAAGCAUGGACGAUCGUUGAUAAUCACGUUGUCGUUGAAUAAUCGUUAAUCACCACCGUGACCAUUAAUCGCCACUCCAUUAGUCAUUGUUACGGUAUUAUCGCUACACUUAAUUGAUUAAAAGGUUACUAGUUACUACAUCGUAGAACGCAGUGAAGAAAUAUACAAAGAAACUAAGUACGUAACUACGUAUCAAAAGCUAUAAUAAAAGAUACGAGAUUAGAAAGUGAAUGCCGAGUGCUGAUCACGAUGUCGAGGCUUAAGUUGCUUUCUACGAACGCGAUGACGAGUCAACGAGAAACGUUCAAUCGUGAUAGAUCGAUGGCGAACUGGAAACGCAUUUUUGAACGAUGUUCGCUCGCGUACGUCCUUUCGUCGAGAAUCUACGUUUUCGCUUGCGAUUCCUCGAAGCUAUACACAAUAUACGAUUCGCGAUAGCAAUUCUUUUCGAACGCAACACCGCGUUUGUCGGCGGAACGAUACUCGAGCGACCGGCAACGUUCCCUUCGCAUUCCUCAAGCGUCUGCACGUAAGGAUAGCGAUUCGGCUGACAAUCAGGGAAACGUUGCACGAGAACGAGUCGCGAGGAGUUCGCGAUACCGUAUUGAUUCUCAAUUUGUUCCUUUGCAUGCAAAACUAUCGGCAUAUCGUCGUAAUCGUCGCUCUUGAACGAUCGACGCGGAAUCCGUCGCGGAUCCCUCCGCGGUUAUAAUAGGGCCGUGGUUAUAAUACUUCGGCUGCGCUAUAAUACUCACGAACGUUAUCGUCCAGUAGGACAGAGAUCACAGUAAAACAGUAAGUCAAUCUCGAUGGGAGCAUGGAAAUAUUAAGACGAUUAACUUAUGCGUGCAUAAUGAUGGGCACUAAAUUCGCUUGUUGCUUGAUACGAUCAAGCGAUCGUACCAGCCCGAUUAGUUUUGUCUACAAUGUUUCAAGCAUAAUAUCGACUGAUCAUUUUUCGUGCCCAUCGUUAGUUAUCUUUGCGCGAACGCGUCGACGCUUUGACGGAUAUCCACCGUCCCUGGAAUCGUCGCUUUCUUCUCGAGUUCCUCGAUCAUUCUGGAUCGCGCUUUCUUUUCUUUCUUUCUUUCUUUCUGUCUGUCUAUCUGUCUUCUUUUUCUUUUAUACAUUCUCGAGGAAAGUUGAAAGGUACGGUCCUGCCGAUCGAUUCCUCCAAGCGAAAUCCCAUCCUAGACAGAAGAAGAGUAUCGUCGUAUCCUCGAUCUAUCCGUACGAGUUCCUGUAUCGGUUUAAUCUUGACUUGUCCUCGUCUUGCAUCUGUGCAUCGUCAAUCCUGUCCUGCCAUCGAUAUUACUACACACGCACGCGUCUCUUCGAGCACUAUUCUCUUUCUGUAUUUCUACGUUUUUCAGUUUGUCUAUGUCAUCGUAUCAUUACCAUUGUCAUUAUCGGCCUCGUCAUACCACCUUUCAUUCUUUCCAUUUUACCAAUGUUGUCACUCGACCAUCUCUUCGUCCAUCGUUCUCAUCGCAGAUAUCAUUUCUCAAUUUCGUUUCCUUGGUUCUCCUUUUUCUUCUACUUCUUCUUUUGAACUCAUUCUCCCUCAUGGUUAUAGUUAUUUGGUACGCGUGCGUGUUACUUGAUUACACAGCGCGUAUGUGCCGCCUCGAGAUCGUUGCGCUCGAAGUUUUCGAAUCCGUGUGCAGACUGACAGUUAAUGGAAACGGGAUUGGAAACGGUGGAUUUUUGGCUGUUUAAAAGCCGAUCCUUGAAAAUUCGUUCGUCGAAGAAAAUAUGAGACGACGAGCUACUCGAUACCGAGUGCCAUUUACCUGCUAAAUUUAUCGCCAGUUUCCGCAACGAGCUUUUGCUUUCGCGC